Loxodonta africana (African savanna elephant) is the source of this 3662-nucleotide messenger RNA. It is a transcript of the gene PPM1N, whose product is annotated as protein phosphatase, Mg2+/Mn2+ dependent 1N (putative). The transcript has a single exon. The record is from RefSeq and is a predicted model, not a curated record. NCBI's taxonomy places the organism in Eukaryota, Metazoa, Chordata, Mammalia, Proboscidea, Elephantidae. The annotation marks the transcript as partial.
CCCGGCGGCCGCACUCGGGUGCGGCGGCGGCGUGGGGCGUGCGCAGCGCCGAGCUGGCGCGCGCUCUUGGGGAACGCGCAGUGCGCUUGGCUCGUGUUGCCGGGGCUGCCUUCUCACUGGGCCUACUUCGCUGUCCUGCACUGCCACGACGGGAAGCAAUCUGCCCGCUUCGGCGCGCGCCACAUGCUCUAGGCGCUGGGCCCUGGACCAGAUGAGCCGGAGGGCGUGCGCGGGGCGCUGCGCUGCGCCUUCCGGAGCGCUGGUUCGCGCUCUGGCCCCUAGGCGAGCCCAGGCGUCUCCACCGGCGUGGUGUUGCUAAUCUCCUCGCGCUUCCUGUACCUGGCGCCAUAGGCAUUCCGCACCGAGGAUCACAGGCCCCGGAAACAAGAGCUUAUCCAAGACGCGGGUGGAAGCGUCCGCUGCCGUUCCAUGGCCAUGUCGCGGGCGCUGGGUGACUCUGCCUUCAAGGGGGCUUGAGCAAGGCCCCCGAAUUGCAAAUCUUGUUCCCGGAACCAGAGGUGGACGCUCUGAUCCAACCGGAUGGAGGAUGAGUUCAUGUUUCUGGCCUCCAACUGCGUGUUAGACACAAAGUUUGGAGCCACCGGGGCGGGACUGGUGACUUCGCGCUUCUGCUUGGGCCUGGCCCCAGCUUCUUUAUGGGCAGCUGUUGUACCUGUGUCAAAACAAGGCACUAGGGGUGGAGCGUGGGAAGGGGCGGGGCUUGGUACAGUGCGGGGGGCGAACGUGGGCUUUAAGGAAGAAGGCUUUGAUGGAGAGGCCAACCUAGAAGGCAUGAGUUGUUGUUAGGUGCCAUUCAGUCCAUUUCGACACGUAGCGACCUCAUGUGACAGAAUAGAACUGCCCCCAUAGGGAUUUCUAAGCUGUAAUCUUUACGUGGGCUUAAAACAAAUCCAGGAGUGAAAACAUGACCUAGAGCAUAUUCCAUCUGAAUCUAGAGACCACGUUAAGAAUAAUUUUGAAACACUGAACACUAAUGAACAAAGACCAGACAAUUUGUAUGAUGACAUCAAGGAGACAUACAAGAAGAAAACAAAAGGUCAUUAAAAAGACAGGAAAGAAAAAAAGACCAAAAUGGAUGUCAAGAGAGACCCUGAAACUUGCUCUUGAAUUUAGAGUAGCUAAAUUUAAAGUGAAUGGAAGAAAUGGAUGAAGUAAAAGACCUUGACAGAAGAUUCAAAGAGCAGCUCGAGAAGACAAAGUAUUAUAAUCAAAUAUGCAAAGACCUAAAGUUAGAAAACCAAAAGGGAAGAACAUGCUUGGCAUUUCUCAAGCGGAAAAAACCAAGUUGCAAUAUUGAAGGAUUCUAUGGGGGAAAAUACUGUAUGACACAGGAAGCAUCAAAAGAAGAUAGAAGGAAUACACAGAGUCACUGUACCAAGAAGAAUUGGUCGAUGUUCAGCCAUUUCAGGAGGUAGCAUAUGAUCAAGAACUGAUGCUACUGAAGGAAGAAAUCUAAGCUGCACUGAAGGCAUUGGCAAAAAAACGAGGCUACAGGAGUUGACAGAAUACCAACUGAGACAUUUCAACAAACAGGUGCAAGGCUGAAAGCUCUCAUUUGUCUAUGCCAAGAAAUUGGAAGUCAGCUACCUGGCCAACCUACUGGAAGAGGACUAUAUCUGGGCCCAUUCCAAAGAAAGGUAAUCCAACAGAAUGCAGAAAUUAUUGAACAAUAUCAUUAAUAUCAUACGCAAGUAAAUUUUGCUGAAGAUAAUUAAAAAAUGGUUCCAGCAGUAUAUAGACAGGAAACUGCCAGAAAUUCAAGCCAGAUUCAGAAAAGGAUGUGGAACGAGGGAUAUAACUGUUGAUGUCAGAUGGAUCUUGGCUGAAAGCAGAGAGUACCAGAAAGAUGUUUACCUGUGUUUUAUUGACUAUGCAAGAGCAUUCGACUGUGUGCAUCAUAACAAAUUAUGGAUAACAUUUCAAAGAAUGCCAAUAUGAGAACAUUUAAUUGUGCUCAUGAGGAACCUGUAUAUAGACCAAGAGGGAGUCAUUGAAACUGAAUAAAGGGAUACUGUGUGGUUUAAAUUCAGAAAAGGUGUGUGUCAGGGUUGUAUCCUUUCACCAUAGUUAUUCAGUCUGCUUGACGAGCAAAUAAAUAAUCCAGGCUGGACUCUAUGAAGAAGAACAUGGCAUCAGGACUGGAGAAAGACUCAUUAACAACCUGUGAUACCCAGAUGACACAACCUUGUUUGCUGAAAGUGAAGAGAACUUGAAGGACUUACUGGUGAAAAAGAGAGACCACAGCCUUCAGUAUAGGUUACACCUCGACAUAAAACAAAAUCUGCACCACUGGACCUAUAAGCAACAUCAUGAUAAACGGAGGAAAUACUGAAGUUGUCAAGGAUUUAAUUUUACUUAGAUUCACAAUCAAUGCCCAUGGAAGCAGCAGUCAAGAAAUCAAAUGACAUAUUGCCUUGGGCAAAUCUGCUGAAAAAAAAAAACCUCUUUAAAGUGUUAAAAAGCAAAGAUGUCAUUUUGAGGACCACAGUAUUUUUAAUGGCCUCAUAUGCAUGUGAAAGCUGGACAGUGACUAAGGGAGACUGAAGAAGAAUUGAUGCCUUUAAAUUAUGAUGUUGUCGAAACUGAAAAUACCAGGGCCUGCCAGAAGAAGGAACAAAUCUGUCUUGGAAGAGUACAGCCAGAACGCCCCCUAAGAAGGGAAGAUGGCAAGACUUGUCUCAUGUACUUUAGACAAGUUAUCAGGAGGGACCCGUCCUAGGAGAAGGAAGGACAUCAUGCUUGGUAAAGUACAGGGUCACCAAAAAAGAGGAAGACCCUCAACAAGAUGAAUUGACACAGCGGCUGCAACAGUGGGGUCAAGCAAAACAAUGACUGAGAGGAUGGCCUGGGACCCAGCAGUAUUUUAUUCUGUUGUACACGGAUUCACUUUGAGUGGGAACUGACCAGACUGCACCUAACAAAAACAAUCUUUACGUGAACAGAUCACCACAUCUUUCUCACAGAGAGCCGAUGGAUGGGUUCAAACCGCCAACCCUUCGGUUAAUAGCCGAAUUUAACCGUUGCACCGUCAGGGCAUGAGUAAAACUAGAGAAAGUGGGGAGUGAAACUUCACUAAAGGGCGUGGCCUACUGGAAUUAUAAAAAAAACAUUGCUGUUGGGUCCUUUAAGACUCAUAGUGACCUUACAGGACAGAGUAGAACUGCCCCAUAGGGUUUCCAAGGAGCAGCUGCUGGAUUUGAACUGCCAACCCUUUAGUUUGCAGCCAAUACCUUAACCACUAGACCACCAGAGAUGCAGAGAGAGUGGUCUUAAGUAUACCGUGAGGGACUCUACACAGAUAGGUUAGUGGGAGGGACUGAAGGGAAGGGCUCAGUCGUUCGCAAAGGGGCGGGCACUAGGUCUUAGGGGCGGAGCCUGAGGCACCGCUUUGUGUCUGAGAACGCAAGAGCAUUAGACAGCAAAGUGGGCAGGGCUUCAGAGGAAGGGCGUGGUUCUCCAGAAGGGGAGAAGAUUAUUACAGGGAGCCCUGGUGGCGCUGUGGUUUAAGCGUUUGGCUGUUAACCAAAAGGUCAGCAGUUUGAAUCCACCAGCCAUUCCUUGGAAACCCUGGGGCAGUUCCACUCUGUCCUAUAGGGUCACUAGGAGUCGGAGUCGACUCCAUGGCAGUGGUUUUUUUUUUU